This is a messenger RNA of Daphnia magna, 1193 nucleotides long. Its product is annotated as ras-related protein Rab-34-like. The record is from RefSeq and is a predicted model, not a curated record. NCBI's taxonomy places the organism in Eukaryota, Metazoa, Arthropoda, Branchiopoda, Diplostraca, Daphniidae. The coding region runs from base 263 to 1051 and encodes 262 amino acids. The transcript is spliced from 8 exons. Gene Ontology annotation, molecular function: GTPase activity; GTP binding.
CUAGGCAACGCCGAGCUUAGAGUUAUCACAACAUUGCCCUUUUGAAAAACGUUACACCCGUAACAGUUGUCGAUUUUUAUUACGGAACUAACUGCACUCUCUGGCUACCUUUACGUGUUUUCUUUGAAUCCGUAAACAAAGUUGAAGACCUUCUUCUCAACUAUUUUGCACGGAACCCUGCUCAAGUUUGAAUGCGUCAAUCUCGCUCGGCGACUCUAAAAUUUUAUUUGUUUAUCUAACUCUACCGAACUAAAACAAAAAGAUGAUGGUGGACAGAGCCCCCAAUGACCGCCAAAUCAACAAGCUUCCUCCGCCCUACUUGAAAUCGAGUACACCUUACGCAGGUUCGGACUUCCGUCCGGAGGUCAAGUCAGCGUGCAUUUCCAAUCGAUUGAUAUCAGCGGGUUUGAAAAUAUCGAAAGUCAUUAUUCUGGGAAACGUUGCGGUGGGCAAGUCUUGCCUUGUUAAUCGAUUUUGCCAUAGCGUCUUUGAUCAGAAUUACAAGGCAACCAUAGGUGUCGAUUUUGAAGUUGAAAGAUUCGAUAUUCUCCAAGUGCCUUUCAAUUUGCAAAUAUGGGAUACCGCUGGGCAGGAGAGAUUUAAGUGCAUUGCCUCGUCUUAUUAUCGUGGCGCUCAUGCGGUUGUUGUUGCGUUUGAUUUGACGAAUCUCUAUUCAUUGUCCUCUUGUCCUGCUUGGUUGGAAGAUGCGUUGAAGGCUAAUACUGUUCGACCUCUCGUGUUUUUGGUUGGUACCAAAAGAGAUUUAUUGUCAGAAGCUGCCUACAAACAUGUCGAAGAUCAAGCGACACGCAUGGCCCGUGCUCUACAAGCCGAAUAUUGGUGCGUUUCAUCUAAAUGCGGAUUGAACGUUGAUACAUUUUUCCAGCGUAUUGCGGCUUUAACUUUUAAUGUGUCUGUAACACAAGAAUGCCGCGAAAUUGAUUCGUCAAAAGAAAUUGGUAACGGUCUUGUUACUCUGAAGAAAACUGAAAACCCCAUAGGCGGUAUGGAGAAAAGAAAGCGGUUGAAAAAUGAUUGUUGCAAUAGUUAAAUCGUUCAAAUAUGGAUACAGAACAACGAAACAAAUUGCAAAUUGACGAAAAUGCAUCACGAGGAAUGCAAAUGCUAUGUUUUUUUUAUCAGAUGCGCUGUAAGAGAAAUAAUAAAGACGAAUAGUUGUGCAUUUUCUUGAA